Molecule: messenger RNA, 2240 nt
Organism: Jaculus jaculus (lesser Egyptian jerboa)
Lineage: Eukaryota; Metazoa; Chordata; Mammalia; Rodentia; Dipodidae
Gene: Cdadc1
Product: cytidine and dCMP deaminase domain containing 1
Exons: 10
Coding region: 136-1734 (532 amino acids)
Biological process (GO): dUMP biosynthetic process; dTMP biosynthetic process
Cellular component (GO): cytoplasm
Molecular function (GO): dCMP deaminase activity; zinc ion binding
Source: RefSeq, a predicted model, not a curated record
UCAAACGUCAUCCGUGUGCGCGGAGCGGGUAGUAGUUGAUGAGCUGCUGGGUGGAGGCCUGAAGGAGAACCGCGGUGUCAGGAUCAUGCCUGACAGGGAGCAGUGUCCUGGGCAGCAGAAGCCACUGGGCUUGGGAUGAAAGAAGCGGGGCAGAUGCAAAAUCUGGAGGGCGCGAGGGUCGGGCGGUCGGUCAGCACGCAGACUGGCAGUAUGUCGGGUCAGAUACCAAGGCUCUCAAAAGUCAACCUUUUCACUCUGCUCAGUCUCUGGAUGGAGCUCUUCCCAGGAGUAGAAGCCCAAGGGCAGAAAUCUCAGAAAAAUGAAGAGGAAAACCAUGGACCCGUAGGAGAUAAUGAAGAGUUGGCCAGAGUAUCUACUGACAAAAAACAGGUGAAGAAAACUGGUCUUGUGGUGGUGAAAAACAUGAAAAUUGUUGGUCUCCAUUGUUCUAGCGAAGAUUUACAUACUGGGCAAAUUGCUCUUAUUAAACAUGGGUCAAGGCUGAAAAACUGUGAUCUUUAUUUUUCCAGAAAACCAUGUUCUGCUUGUUUAAAAAUGAUUGUAAAUGCUGGAGUUAACCGCAUAUCCUAUUGGCCUGCUGACCCGGAAAUAAGUUUGCUCACCGAGGCUUCUAGUUCUGAAGAUGCAAAGUUAGAUGCCAAAGCUGCAGAAAGACUGAAGUCCAACAGCCGGGCCCAUGUGUGUGUCUUACUCCAGCCUCUGGUGUGUUACAUGGUGCAGUUUGUAGAGGAAACCUCGUACAAAUGUGACUUUAUUCAAAAAAUUGCAAAAACACUACCGGAUGCUAACAUUGAUUUUUAUUCUGAAUGUAAACAAGAAAGAAUAAAAGAAUAUGAAAUGUUAUUUUUGGUUUCAAAUGAAGAAAUGCAUAAGCAAAUACUGAUGACCAUAGGUCUGGAGAACCUGUGUGAAAACCCGUACUUUAGCAAUCUAAGACAAAACAUGAAAGACCUUAUCCUUCUUUUGGCCACAGUAGCUUCCAGUGUUCCCAGCUUUAAACACUUCGGAUUCUACUGUAGCAAUCCAGAGCAGAUUAAUGACAUUCACAAUCAAAGUUUGCCACAAGAAAUUGCAAGGCACUGCAUGGUUCAGGCCAGGUUAUUGGCAUAUCGAACUGAGGAUCAUAAAACAGGAGUUGGAGCUGUCAUUUGGGCAGAAGGGAAUUCUAGAAGCUGUGAUGGAACUGGUGCCAUGUACUUCAUAGGCUGUGGUUACAACGCCUUUCCUGUUGGCUCUGAGUAUGCCGACUUCCCACACAUGGAUGACAAGCAUAAAGACAGAGAAAUACGGAAAUUCAGAUACAUCAUACAUGCAGAACAGAAUGCCUUGACAUUUAGGUGUCAAGAAAUAAAACCAGAAGAAAGAAGCAUGAUUUUUGUGACAAAGUGCCCAUGUGAUGAAUGUGUGCCUUUAAUUAAAGGUGCAGGCAUAAAGCAGAUCUAUGCAGGGGAUGUAGAUGUUGGAAAAAAGAAGGCAGACAUCUCUUAUAUGAAGUUUGGGGAGCUUGAAGGUGUUAGCAAAUUUACAUGGCAGUUGACUCCUUCUGAAGUUUAUAGUCUUGAACAAAGUGAACCUGAAAGGAGAGAAAAUGGAGUGUCGAGAUCCAGGCCCGCCAAGGACGAGCAGCACCGCAGCAAGAGGCUGUGCUUGCAGAACCACUCAGCAAGCCUGUCGCCACCCCAUCUGCCCGCGGCCAGCCAGCCUCGAACGUGAGGGUGGGUGUGUGAAUAAUUGAAAAGCUUUUAAGGAAGCUAAUUUAUUAUAAGGCGGAGAAAGAUGUUAAUGAGAAGGCUUUUAUUCUAGAAGUCUGUUUCCCAGAACGUGAUGCCUUCUUCUGUUGUACUAAAUGACUUAGCAGUAAUUUGAGACCCAUGUCAUAACCAGCAGUUGGUUUUGUUUAUCUUCACUUGAAACAGCUGGUUUAAAGCGGCUCAUUCACAAAGGUUAUCCUGAAACUGGAAAUUUUUUUUUUUUUUUUUGAGAAAUACUAAUUCCUUUGGACCAGAAGGGCAAUAGUAGACUAUUCCAGGGAAAUAAAUGUCAAACUGGUCAUCUUGUAUGAAUUCAUGUAUAGCUAAACAAAAGGUCUUACUUCUACCUAAAUCUUUCUAGUAAUCAGAAUUCCUUAGUUAAGAUUGACCUCUAAAGUUUAUGUACCUGGUCUUCAUUCUUAAAGUCUGCUUUUUAAAAAGGGCCUGGGGAUGUAGCCCAGUGGCAUU